Messenger RNA from Mytilus californianus (California mussel), 1891 nucleotides. Its product is annotated as methyltransferase-like protein 27. Lineage: Eukaryota; Metazoa; Mollusca; Bivalvia; Mytilida; Mytilidae. The record is from RefSeq and is a predicted model, not a curated record. The transcript has 11 exons. The coding region runs from base 1132 to 1797 and encodes 221 amino acids.
AAGUUCAUUUCGGAAGCAACACCACCAAAAGUGAAUGCCGACAAAGAAAAGUACAUCCGAAAACAUUUAAUUCACAAGGAAAGCUUCAAUUCGCCUUUGGAUACGCAAGGACAAGAGGAAAGUAGAAUAGACAAUUCCGACUUAAGUCACAGAGAAAAGGAACAUGGCACCGGAUGGUCUACUGUAUGCCAUAAACGUAAAGGAAAGCGUCCGUUUCGCAAGACGUCCCCGUUGGAUCGCAUAUCUGUGUCGAAAGGAGAUUCUUCCAUCAGAACUACAGCCAUGGAAUUGGAUCUUAGAUCGCCGCGAUCUCGUCGGAAACACCACCUUAUCUAGGAAAGAAGCUGUGAAAUACCAAGCCUCCCGCUGGAUUACUUCCAAGUUCAUAUAAGUGGAACUUUGGACGGCUGUUAUAUAUUUAACAUUUUAUUUGUUUUAAUAAUGGAAUAGUGAUGUCAGAUAGACCUCAGACGGGGAGUGUUCUGUAACUCAUUCAUCAUUUGUUCUUCAUGUGAUCAUCAUUUUAUAUUGUUUAUGUUUCAUUGCGUACAUCACUUUAUAUGCUCCAGUUUUAGGAGUUUUAUACAGGACAGUGUAGGAACCCAUGUUACUUUCCCCUCUCUUCUGAGUGACGAAAACUGCUCAGCAGGCCGUGUGCACAACUGCAAGGAACAUUCAGCGGACACGUUGUCCAAAGGAACAAUUCGUGGCUAACCACAGCUUUUUCACCAUUUGGAUUGGUAGUGAAAUAAAAGACAGCUCCUGAUUGUUUUAUCUUUACAUAAACCCAGUCAUCUUGGUUAAACUCGCUGGUCCGGCCAGUACACGUUAUCAUUAUAUUAAUUUUAACGAUAGUGAUAAUUUCAUUCAAGAAUGUCAUUGCAAACAUGCACAUAUUCAACUGAGAGGAGUUAGUUCCAGUAAAGGUUAUGAUAUAGAAUUGGUUAUGAUAUAGAAUUAAAGUACCACAUAUAUGGAUAUGAUAUAGAAUUGGUUAUGAUAUACAUUUCAAGUAGACGGUUCCACGCAUGACCCAUAUACCACAUAUAAUGUAAAUCAUAUGUAUAACGUGCAGAAGAAUCAGAAAAUAAACUGAUAUCCAACACAUAUAUUAAAACAUCAUCAGACUGGAUGGCUAACAACAGAAACCAUAUAUUUCAUUUGACGGAAGAAGUUGACCGAAGAGAAAUGUGGGAAAAACUAUCUAGACAGGAAAUUAUUGAAUACUAUGACGAAUGGCCGAAGCAUGGAUAUGAUGAGACAAAUGUACGGGGACCAAAAAUAGCUGCUGACACCGUCAUAUCUCUAUACGAUUCAUCUGUAAGAUCGAAAGUGAAAGUGUUGGAUGUUGGGGCUGGUACUGGUUUAGUUGGAGAACAUUUAAAACGAAAUGGCUUUGUUGAAAUGGACGCUCUCGAUGCUUCAGAAGGGAUGAUGAAUGAAGCCAGAAAAAAGAAAAUAUAUCGAAACUGUUUUAAAGAGUUUUUUACUGCGGAUUCACUGAUUCACCUGAACGAUUAUUAUGACUGCAUUGUCGCUGCUGGAGUAUUUCUUGCAGGUCAUCUUGAACCGGAUAGUGUGUCCCAUUUUAUUCGAUUAACAAAGAAAGAUGGUCAUGUCGUUAUUGUAAUGCGUGGACAAUGUAUAAGUGGACAAGGUUACGUUGAGUCUGUUCUUGAAAACAUGGAAAAGUUGGAAAAGAAAGGACAGUGGAAAAAAGUUUCACAAAGCGUGAGCAACGAGUUCAGCUAUAUCAAAGAUAUCACUGGACUUGUGUUAAUAUUUCAAGUUCUAUAAGCAAUAAUAAUAAAAAAAUAACACUUAAAUAAGAACAUAUAUCAAUAAUAGAUGUCACUUUUGGUAAAAAUAAACUAGAUUAAUGAAUAUUUUA